AUCGUCUGAUUCGGUCGCCGUGUCGUGGUGUUGGAGUCAUUUUUCGAUUCGUUACUAUACUUUUUUUUUGUUCCUGAGCCUUUCCGAAACGCUCUGUGCUGUCUGCGUAGUGUAGUGAAGUGAAUCGCGUCUCAAACUCGGGUCAAGACUCAGAUCGCUGAAUGCCACCAGCCACUUUGGAAGUAAAUCUGUCGCAAUUCAGGUCGGGUCGUACGUGUACUUCGGUUAGUGCAUACGAGUGAGUACUCGGUACUGUAGUGUAUGGAUUAAUUGCUGAUGUUGUGUAAUUAUUUUUAAAAUCGUAUUAACUGAAUACAGUAUAUUGUGUUCACGAUCAUUUUUACUGAUUGUGGUUUAUUGUUUUUCUAAUAAGUUUUACAAAAAUAACUACUAAAAAGUGCUAAUCUAGUGGAUUCCGAUAACGGAACUGCGCCCCCGGCCCCUUCACUGAUUGUGCAACCAAGAAAGAACUGGAAGCGAAGCAGCAAACAACACCAUCAACAAAAUGGGUAUACCGAAAGUGUUCGUCGUCGGAGUCGGAAUGACCAAGUUUGAGAAACCUGGCCGCCGGGAGGACUUUGACUACCCGCAGAUGGCCAAGGAGGCCGUCACGAAGGCCCUGUCCGAUGCUCGAAUCCAGUACCAGGAGGUUCAGCAGGCAACUGUGGGCUAUGUGUAUGGGGAUUCGACCUGUGGGCAGCGUGCCUUGUACGAGAUCGGUUUCACCGGUAUUCCGGUUUACAAUGUCAACAAUAACUGUUCGACGGGUUCGACGGCUCUGCUGCUGGCCAAGCAGCUGAUCGAGACCGGCAACAACGAUUGUGUGCUGGCGCUUGGGUUCGAGAAAAUGGAACGAGGCUCGCUGACGUCCAAGUACAUGGACCGAACGAAUCCGGUUGAGCUGCUGGUGUCCGCCAUGGCCGAGAAGCAUGAUAUCACAGGGGCCCCGAUUUCGGCGCAGCUCUUCGGCAACGCUGGACUGGAGCAUAUGCAAAAGUAUGGCACCAAGCCGGAACAUUUUGCCAAAAUUGCGUACAAAAAUCACAAACAUUCCACCAACAAUCCGUAUUCACAGUUCCAAGACGAGUACUCUUUCGAGCAGAUUGUAAAAUCUGCUAAGGUUCAUGAGUAUUUGACCAAGCUGCAAUGCUGCCCGACCAGUGAUGGAGCAGCGUGCUGUAUUCUGGCAUCGGAAAGUUUUGUUAAGAGGCAUGGCCUGGAGGGACAGGCCGUAGAAAUCAUAGCAAUGGAAAUGUCCACCGAUUUGCCGUCAUCAUUUGGGGAGGGCAGUGCUAUGAAAAUUGUCGGUUACGACAUGACCCGCAACGCGGCCGAGAAAGUUUUCGCCAAAACGAAUUUCAAGCCACAAGACGUGGACGUGGUGGAGUUGCAUGAUUGUUUCUCGGCCAACGAGCUGAUCACGUACGAGGCUUUGGGUCUGUGUCAACCGGGCAAGGCCGGUGAAUUUAUCGAUCGCGGCGACAAUACCUACGGUGGACGUGUGGUCGUGAAUCCCAGCGGGGGAUUAAUUUCCAAGGGACAUCCGCUGGGUGCCACCGGGCUUGCUCAAUGUUCGGAACUUUGCUGGCAGCUACGAGGAGAAGCUGGAAAGCGACAGGUCAGGGGAGCCAAACUAGCCCUGCAGCACAACAUCGGGCUUGGCGGGGCUGCCGUUGUGGCGUUGUACCGGUUGGGAUACCCUUAUAUUAAGAAUCCGAUAAACACUAACCUAACGGCAGCUGGUAAAAUUAAGGACACACCUGACGGAUUCCUCGUUGCACCGUAUAUGAAAAUCCUGGAGGAAGAAAUGACCAACGAUCAGGACAACUUGAUCGAAAAAGUUCGAGGAAUCUUCGGCUUUAAGGUUACUAAUGGACCGGACGGCGCUGAAGGCUAUUGGGUCAUCAACGCCAAAACUGGAAAGGGUUCGGUCACUUACAAGGGAACAGAUAAACCGGAUGUUACCUUCAUCAUUAAUGAUGCAGAUGUGGUCGAAUUAAUCUCUGGCAAACUGAACCCGCAGAAGGCUUUCUUCCAGGGCAAGGUCAAGGUUCAGGGCAACAUGGGAUUGGCAAUGAAAUUGGUGGAUCUACAGAACAAAGCUUCGUCUCGCAUCGAAAAAAUUCGUUCCAAGCUGUAAAAGUGUAGUUUAAAGUUUAAUUGCAUGUAUUGUAAACUAAUUUCGGUUCCGUCUAGGCAUUUCAAAAAUGUGGUACCUAUAUCUUUUUUCUUACAUAUUUUAUUACAGAGAAUCAGGUAUAUUAUUCCGGUAUUUUAUAAAUACAAAGCACUGGUGAUAGUUA
Molecule: messenger RNA, 2303 nt
Organism: Uranotaenia lowii
Lineage: Eukaryota; Metazoa; Arthropoda; Insecta; Diptera; Culicidae
Gene: ScpX
Product: sterol carrier protein 2
Exons: 5
Coding region: 506-2140 (544 amino acids)
Molecular function (GO): acyltransferase activity, transferring groups other than amino-acyl groups
Source: RefSeq, a predicted model, not a curated record